Molecule: messenger RNA, 1446 nt
Organism: Colletotrichum phormii
Lineage: Eukaryota; Fungi; Ascomycota; Sordariomycetes; Glomerellales; Glomerellaceae
Product: fungal-specific transcription factor domain-containing protein
Exons: 5
Coding region: 1-1446 (481 amino acids)
Biological process (GO): regulation of DNA-templated transcription; DNA-templated transcription
Molecular function (GO): zinc ion binding; DNA binding; DNA-binding transcription factor activity, RNA polymerase II-specific
Source: RefSeq, a predicted model, not a curated record
AUGCCGACGGAGGGCCUGAAAAAACCGCGCGCGAAGCACGCGUGUAGGGAGUGCAACUCGCGACGAAUCCGCUGCAAUGUCACCGAGCGCCACCCUUGUUCGAACUGCGAGACAGCACAGGCGACUUGUGAAGUCAUUCCGUCGCGAAGAGGCCGGUAUCUACGGAAAUCCAAAAGGCAGAAGCAGACGGAAGAGGCCGCAUCGGCGACCCCGGAGCCCGCUGCCCCGGCCGCGUCGUCCGCGCUCACCGCUGAUGUCGCCGCGACGCUCGCUUCUAUGAGUACCGUGUCUCCAUCGCAUGGACUCGGCGGCUCCUCUGAGGUAUCACAGACUCCUUUCCACGCUGAGACGCCUGCUUCGUGUCAUUCCUCCUCAGGGACUACGGGCGGCAGCCGAUUCUUCGGAGAGUCAAACUUCAUCACGCUUGUUCCUGGAGCAUCGGGACCCGGAAAUGAGGCUGCGACAAGGGAUGGGGUAUUGAAGGGUCGUCUCACCUUUCCAGUACCGCAGACGCCACAAUCUCAUGACCUGGCUACUUCGCCUGCCAGUGUGAGUAUUACUAUGAGCUCUGCGACGGAGCGAUACCUUCGGGAUGAGGGAGCGCUCACCUUCCCUGACAUGCAGAGCUGUCUACCAGCUUUGCAUGCUUACUUCGCUUGGUUUCACCCUUGCUUUCCCAUUCUUGACCGCACAGAUAUCGCGAGGCGGCUCGUGACGAUGGAUAUUUCGCCACUCUUGUUGCAAGCAAUGCUUUUCAUCGGUUCAACGUAUUGCGACGAGGCAACAAUUCUUGGCAUGGGCUUCAAAGACCGGUCCGAGGCUAAAAUUCUGACAUACUCUCGCGCGCGGGUUUUAUUUCAUGCCAAUUGGGAGAAAGAUGAGUUCACUCUGAUACAAUCGCUGUUUCUAUGCAGCUUCUGGAGAGGGGGGCCGACGGACUGGAGAGACGUGAGGUAUUGGCUGGGAGCCGUUCUAACCCUCGCCCAAACACAUGGUCUCCAUCGCUCAACUCGAUUCAUCACGAAAGAUCCCCAUUUCGCUCGGAUGAGAAGAAGAGUCUGGUGGUCAAUCUACGUCCGCGAACGUCAAGCAGCUGUGUCACUUGGGCUACCUUGUCGAAUCCGCGAUGAGGAUUGUGACAUCGAGCCACUGACUCCUGCUGAUCUGGAGGAUGAUGCUGACGAACAGCAAGCAACUGGCUUCGGUGCACCGAAGUCGGAGCACAUCCACUAUGCUAUUAAGAUGAUUGACAUUGCUCGCCUUCUCGGGAGAAUCAUGGACACCCAUUUUGCGCCUGGUCGAGGUCCUCCAGCACCGACAGAAGUUCGUGAAUUGAAGCAGCAGCUCGAGGAUUGGAAGCAAAAUCUACCGGAGGAGAUGCGGAGAGGACCUGACGAUGGGCAGUCUUCGGUCUUGACCUGCUUAAUCCACCUUGCCUACAAGUAA